Molecule: messenger RNA, 684 nt
Organism: Humulus lupulus (European hop)
Lineage: Eukaryota; Viridiplantae; Streptophyta; Magnoliopsida; Rosales; Cannabaceae
Product: L10-interacting MYB domain-containing protein-like
Exons: 3
Coding region: 1-684 (227 amino acids)
Source: RefSeq, a predicted model, not a curated record
AUGUCAGGUAUUGAUAAUGAAGUUCUUAUUAUUGAGAACAAUGAUGAGGCUUCUGUUUGGACUCAAAGGAAUGAAGAAAUUUUCAUCGAACUUACGGAAGAAGAAGUUUUAAAGGGAAAUAAAAAUACCACAACAUUUAUAAAGCAAUCAUGGAAAUAUAUAAAGGAAGAGCUUUCUGCACGAGCAAGAAGAAAUUAUAGUGAUAUGCAACUAAUGAACAAAUACAAUCAAUUAAAGCAAAAGCAUAAGGAUUUUAAGUCUUUACUGAAAGAGACUGGUAUGGGAUAUAAUGCAGUGACUGGAGAAGUUAGUGCGACUGAUGAAGUUUGGGAUAAACUUAUUCGGGUUAACAAGUCUGCUAAAAGAUUUAGAAAGAAAGGUUGUAAGUUUUAUGAGAAAUUCUGCACUAUCUUUGGUGAUACUACUACAACUGGUUCCAAUGCUCAUCCUUCAACUCGAAGUCCUUCUAAUGAUGGAGAUACUAAUUUAGGGCGUUACACUAAUGAUGAUGAUGCAACGUCGAUAAGUCCUUCUACUAGGAAUAAAGAAAGUGGUUUUGAUAAGGAUGGUAGCAAAAGAAGAGGUAAAUCAACAGCCACUUCGAACUCUCGAUCAGUAAAAAGAGCAAAGUUAUCAUCAGCUUUGGCAUAUGCACUGACAACAUAUAAUGAAACUGCAAAGUGA